CAGAAUGAAGAAGGAAUCAUCGAAUGUGAAGAUGAAAGAUCGUCAUCUGAACCAGAAGACAAUCAGGAGCAGGUGGGUCAUCAGAUUUUGUGCGAGUGAAUAAGGUGUCUUCCUUAAAAAAGGAUUUUACUUAACAACAAACUUAAGAACGCUUGCUAACCAUUCCAUGGUGAAUGUUAAGUACUAGUUACAAUUUAAAUGAAUACCGUAAAAUUCCGAAAAUAAGCCCCUCCAUGUAUAAGCCCCUCCAAAUAUAAGCCCCCCAAACUCGUGACCCAAAACACCCUUCGUUAAAUCGCCCCUCCAAAUAUAAGCCCCCCGGAGGGCUUGUACUUGGAAAUUGCCCUUAAAUACAAAGUAAAACAAAGAAAAACGAUAAAUUUCCUUCUAACUAUAAGGCUAGCCCAAUCGAUUUUUAAACGCAAAUUUCCCUCCGAACAUAAGCCCCUCCAAAAAUAAGCUCCUCAAAAAUGGCCUUUGAAAAAUAUAAGCCCCGGGGCUUAUUUUCGGAAUUUUACGGUAUUUUUGAAAGUUAAUUAUUAUACAUUUGUGAACGAACGUUAAACAACAAAAAGCGCUCAAAAUUUAGCCAGAAAAGACAAGAAACAAUUGAAAUAAUAUUCACGGGAGUUGUAUCAUUGUUGGAAAAAAGCUGCAAAAUGGAGAAGGCUUGUUUUAUAUUCAAUGUGUGUCUUGCUCCAUCACCCCACCCCCUGUAUUAACAGUACAGAGAUGUAGAUCUUUUUUUUUUUACUUCCUGGGAGGUGGGAUUACAGACUGAGCUUUGUGACUUGUGUCAGUGGGACACCUGUCCCUCAGUGGGGUAGAAAGUGAACAAACAAAGCCUUCCAGGGCCCGCAUUGUUGUUGUUAAUUGUUUACCUUUUUUAACUUUUUUCAACGAUUACUCGCAAUACACUUACAAUAAACAAUAUUACUAUAAAGACAAAUUAUAGUUACACACGUAAUGCAAAUAGUGAGAGACACCUUCCAAGUUAAGAAAGGUUAAACUAACAACAUAUGCAUGACACGUUGCAAUAACCGGGAUGUCGCUAACAAAAAAUGAGAAAAAGGAUUACAAUAAUUACUGCCAGCGGAGAUAUAUAGAAUUAUUGAUCUUCAAAUUAGUUUUUUUUUUUAAUGAGUGGUGUUUUAAUGUUGCUUUGUGUUUGGCAGCAGGAUUAUUCAUCAGCUGAUCAUGACGACGAGGAAGCAAGCGAGCGGGUGAGUUUGCGACUUUACGCACACUUUGUCUCCUUCAUUGACUGGAUUUUUUAGUCUCUUUUAAGUUAAAUUUUUAUAAACGAACAGGAUUUUGUUUAUCAAGUUUAAACCACAAUGCACAGCUGAGUGUUUUUGAGAGUUUCCAAUACUCGAUGGGUUGGUUUUUUUAAUUAUUUCCGAGAAAAAUGAAGACAAAACCCCUUCGUGUUUUAUCGGAUGUAAACACUCCCCGUUUGAAUUUUCUUCUUUAACUAUAACUGAGUUUUCUAAUCUUAUUGUAUGAUUGUGAACGUUAUUUUCCCCAAUACUCUAGAUGUCUUAUACAAACAGUUUCUAUCAAAAAGACACAAAACUCAGGCAGAUAUUGGGCUUAAGUCACCUGCUAUUUUAUAGUAAGCGUGAUCAGUGUAGAGGCAUGUUUUGUGUUUCGCCUCUUGCUGUCACCUUUUGACUGUUAUAAAAUUGGCGUUCAUUGACGUAUUUUUUGACUUGUCUCUCCUCGUGAAAUCAUAAUCCUAAAAUAUCAUAACAAGUGGAUGAUGUGUAGUGUAAGUGUUUUGAUUUGUGGCAGGAUGAGGAAGGAAUGAUCGAAUCUGAAGAUGAAAGAUCGUCUUCUGAACCAGAAGACAAUCAGGAGCAGGUG
Molecule: messenger RNA, 1866 nt
Organism: Porites lobata
Lineage: Eukaryota; Metazoa; Cnidaria; Anthozoa; Scleractinia; Poritidae
Source: the annotation of a GenBank genome assembly